Trichoplax adhaerens is the source of this 4488-nucleotide messenger RNA. RefSeq lists its product as uncharacterized. The record is from RefSeq and is a predicted model, not a curated record. Bases 1 to 4488 code for a protein of 1495 amino acids. The transcript has 41 exons. NCBI's taxonomy places the organism in Eukaryota, Metazoa, Placozoa, Uniplacotomia, Trichoplacea, Trichoplacidae.
AUGCCUCAGGACCUCGCAUAUAAAGUCAGUACAAAUUCGAGGGUAAUCGAAUUAGAGAAAGAGCUCCUGAAAGAAUUAGAGGAUUUAAAGCAUGAGGUAGAGGAUGCAGACUUGGAGUUGGGAAAUAAAUCAAAAUCGUUGAGCUCACUUGGAGGCUUAAAGGAUGCAUCAUUUUUUAAACUAGAACGCCAAAUGAUUAUAAACAAGCUGAUUGAGACACGGCAAGUGAAACCGGUUCAAAUUCAAGCAGAUAUUAUGAAAGAAGAAGCUACAGUUGCUUUGCAGCCAGAAUACAACCAGAUCGGACUGCCGUUGCUAUUGCAUCAAUUUUAUUUAGAUAAAAUUGAACAAAUGGCUAACUUGAAAUACUUGUACUUGCUACGAUUUACUCGCUUUUGCUCUCGCUCUCAAAAAGUAGAAGCUAUUUAUGAAGAUUAUCAGGGGACACUGAAGUACGUUAUGAGUGAAUAUAUGGAUGCUAUUGGUAGAGCGAAACGAUUAAGCUGUGCUCACAAUGCGGCCGUAGUUGGAGACCUAAGUCGAUCUCUAGGAAGUGUCAAUGCCGAAGAUAUUAUCAUAUAUCUCUCAUGGAUCAUCUGCCAUUUGCAUUCAAUUAAGAAAAUAAAUUCAUUCAUGAAGAUACUACAAUGGAUGCCAAUAAGUCAUGCUCAUUUACUGAAUAAAGAAAAAAUUCUAGAAAAUUCUAAAGUGAGAGAAGAUGCUACACAUACCAAUGCCGACGCAUCAUUAAUUCACCCAAGGGGUACCAGUUUUCAGCUGAUGCACUACUUCUCAACCUUACCUAAUGAUAGUACAAGUGGUAUAGCUACAUCACAGAGUAAUAAUAUCGCUUAUGAUGGAUUUAAAAUACCAUCUAAGCACUCCGGACACAUUAGCGGCUUGUCGUCAAUUGAAAUUGGUAAAUUGUCCCUUCAUUUACCAAGACAUGAAACUGAUUUAGAAGAUUUUAAAUCUGAAUUAGAAAGCCUUCUUCAAUUCUUUUCUCUAAAUGAAUUGUCAGUGAAUCAAAUCCAAACGAUUGCAGACGAAGCAGAAUUCUACUUUCAUGUUGCUCAAGGAUUUAAGAAAAGAUUUGACCGUCAACAAAUGGAACGAUGUUUCCCUACUUACAAUACGGCUGUAUCGGAACCUAAAUUUGGUAUAGAGAAAUGGGGAGUCAAAUGGAAUUGUUCAUACGAACAAGAGGCAAAUUGGAUUUCUUUUCGUAGGAUAAGACCUACCAGUAAUAUUGGCCGUGAAAGGAAUAUGGCCCAGCUAUGGCAUCAUAAUGAUAUUGAUGAGUUGCUUAGGAUAAAUUCGAUAUUUCUAAACAUUGGAAAUUCUGAGAUUAUUUUAGAGUCACUUAAGAAGCACGUGAAAAGUAUGGUAAAUCCACCAAAUUACUUUCCCACUAAAGUCACCACAAAUGCGAGUGCCACUCAGGAUACGGCAACAUUAUGGCACAAAUUGUACAAUUUUUUUAAGGAUAGGUGUGACAAUAAUGAUGAUUCUGUUAGCAACACUUUUGAAGAGGAUACAAUAGCUAGCCAUUCAACUCGUGGUUUUAGUAACUCUCGGACAGCUGCAUCAGCUGUAAACUACAGCAAUAGCAAGACAGAAAGCGCAGGGAUACAUAGACGAUCAAGAAUGGAAAGUGAAAGUACUUUUGAGAGCAUUAGUGCAACCCAGUUACUUGGUUUAGAUGAUGAAGAUGACAACAUAGCAGAUAGCACUAAUGGUGCUUAUUUAUCUUACCUGCUUUUAAGGCAUCUCAAAAUAAGAGAUUUACGUCGCUCGGUUCUGAGCGAUUUGAAUUACUUUCGUUCGCUUGAAAGGACGCUUACAAUUGACGAUAAUAAUGGCUUGGCAUUAUCUACUAAUUCUCAACAGGCCAAGGUAUCACAAUCAAUGUUUAUGGAAUUUAGUGAGGUACGCAAUCGUGAUGAUUAUUAUAGUUUUGAAGAUGGUAGAGUACAUGUCAGAGAUCAAAAUGGUUAUUACAUUUUAUAUGAUGUAGCUAAGAAAGACUUAAGAAAGAUUGAAGAAGAACUACUAUUGAUUGGAUCCUAUUAUAUUCGGAAGGAUAAAAGUCUCAAACAUAAGAUUAUUCCUAAAGGACCUGGAAUUAAAAAGCACAAGCGCAUGUUAUUAAUUCGUAAUCAGUCUCAUCAGUCAACGGACAAUGUAGAUAUGGUAAAAGAUGGCCAUCAAUUUAUUGACAGAUUUGCUGUUUUACGUGAUUUAUGGUACGGUGAGGCAAUUUAUCAAGAAAGCAAGAGGCAGAUUAUCGAUUGCUAUAUGGAGGUCUAUAAUACCAUUUAUGAUCCAAAGGAAAGACGUCAAGUUGCUAAGAUCGUUACUAAUUUAAUAAACGAUAGACCUAACUUCGACUUCACCGAAGAUUAUUUUCUUCGAUCAUAUCAAGCUUCGUCUGCGGCUUUAAAUGGUCGAUUUAAGCUAAUAAAGACUAUUUUAUCAGAUCAGAUUGAUGAAAGUCGAGAAUACAUUGAUAAAGUCUCUUCUGAUAAUAAAGGAGACCAUGGUCGAUCGCAAAGACUCAUUCGAAAGCAGCUAAUAAAUGUUCAUGGUUAUAGAUCGACGAUCAAAAAUAUGUAUUUACUUGAAGUGCAUCCAGCUUUAGCUGUUAUUAAUCGAUUAACGCAGGCAUUAGAACAUACAUUAUCGGAAUUCUUAAACCACAUCAAACCAGCCUCUGUUCAAGCAGAUCUACUGAUAGCUCUCAGUGAAUGGACCAAUAUGAAAUCGUGUGGAACGAGCUAUUCUUAUCGAAUAGAGCGCGAUCUAUUUUCGAGCUCUUACGUAGAAGAUCCACGUUUUAUAAUUGAGCUUGGGCAUUCUAACAUCAAAUCGAAAGAAUUUCAAACAGGACAUCAUAGUAGUAGCAUGAGGCAAAAACUAGCUAUGGAUGUUUGGAAUAGGCUUUUGGAGAUUGUACUAACUCGUCAUCGACUAAUUGAUGCUGCAUGGGAAACCGAAAUUUUGACAUCUAUCUAUCGGACACAAGCGAAUGAGCUUAAUAAAGAAGAAUUUCACUUAUUUUUGAGGCCCAUACCCUUUGAACUUGCAGAAGAUCAUAAAGAAGGACAAUGCAAGCAUGGUUAUGCUAGUGAGGAUGAACUUGCAAAUAUAGCCUUAGAUAGGUAUUUACCAUCUCAUUUACUUUUGGCAAUCCAAGAAUUGGAUGAAAAGCACAUAAGUACUUUUAAUUUCAGAUCUAAGGAAGGCAUUGUACAGUUACUUAAUAACAACGAUAUGGAAAAUUUAAAAACUGUUCUCUAUGCACAAGUUGUCCAUAAAAAUUGCUUAUUGGCUGCGAUUCUCCUAAAUUACGUUUGCUGCGGAUUAGACGAAUGUAUAACUUCUCGAGAAACUGAACAUAGUGAACGAAAAUCUACGACUGGAUCGCAAUAUAGCUUUAAAUUGACCGCAGCCUCUCAGUCCUCUCUAACAACUAAGAUCGAAGAAAGAUACGAAACAUUUGCAGAUCUUGAAGCUGAAAAGCCAAUUCCAUUCGUUUCGAUACAAUUACAUAAACUCCCAUUAAGAGAUCAAAUGCUGCGGGAAUUUUCAAAUAAACAAGCUCAAGUCUAUAAUCCUAUAAGAAAUUAUGAGGAUAUCCCUACUAUUAAAAGGGGUUUUGUGAGAGUUUUUUUUUCGAAACUCGUGGAUGUUUUUCAGAUUUAUUCUUUGAAGGCUCAAAUAAUAGCAUAUUUCAACAGUAUUCGCAGUUUAAUAAGUUCAUUUCCAGAUAUUCGACAAGUUCAAAAGCGUUCAAGCUCAUUUUUGUCGGAAGAUGGUAGCAAACUGUUUAACUUAUGGUACAUUCCUACUUAUGAAGAGGUGAUACAAAUGUUCAAAGCCUUGCCAAUCAAGCAGAGUGUUCAACGUUUGAAAGACGCUUUGAAAUUAGUAUCAACGCUGCAUGAUAUAUGUCAAUAUGUUAUCGCUUUUGCAAAAAUGGGUAGCAGCCUAACUCUAUCAUCAGUAUCCAAGCAGAAUAAUACCGGUAUUAAAGCUAAUUGGGGUGGAAUUGAAGGAAUCGUCAAUGAACUUCGAGAAGUUCAAGUUCAAAUUGAUAUGCUAGAAAAUCCUGAGGAUCCGCAGGCGGUUACAAAUUUAUUGGAUAUGCGAAGGAAUUUAAUAUUUCAACAGCUUGAUGUAUGUUUGAGAUAUUCUGCAAGAGAAACUCUAUUGGCCUUAAACAAAGAAAAUUCUUACGUAACAAUCGUAAAUUCUUUAAAUGCGCAUCGAGUUCAAUUUCAAGAUAGCGAUCAGUGUAGUAUUUUUGCGCUGUCAAUGGUUGUGCCAGAUCCCAUCGAUAUUAGAAGCGAACUAUCUCAAACAGUAUUCCCAUGGAAGACAUUCCAAUCGAGAUUUGGCAUUUAUCCCCUAUCGUAUCACCAAUGGAGCAAUCUGGGAAAAUACAUUGAAAACUGUUUUACUAGAUUGUCGCAGGAUGAAAUGUAA